ACAGAACUCAGUGAGAAGAGAGAAGAGGGUGGAAAGUUUUGAUCCUCCUGCUGGUUUACUGUGAGCUUAGAGAAAAGGGCUAGAGGGUCAGAAACUCACAGAUAGCAGGAGAUACGAGUCACACUCAAAGUUCAGAGCACUGCACCGGAUCCGCUUUGGCAGAGCCCAAAUAUCAACACAGACUGACUUUAAAAGGGCUCUUUUCUCCCCUGGAUGUAAUCAUGUGGCGGACAGCUGAUCAGCUUCCCUGGAUUUCGCUGACGACUUCAUUUUGUUUUGCCUGAAGAUGGAAACGCUGGAGUCGGAACUGACCUGCCCAAUCUGUCUGGAGCUCUUCGAGGACCCGCUGCUCUUGCCCUGUGCUCACAGCCUUUGUUUCAACUGUGCCCAUCGUAUUCUGGUCUCACACUGCACGCCCAGCGAGCCAAUACAAUCCAUCAGCGCCUUUCAGUGCCCGACCUGUCGCUAUGUCAUCACCCUCAACCAGAGGGGCCUAGAGGGACUCAAACGCAACGUUACAUUACAGAACAUCAUCGAUCGCUACCAGAAAGCUUCUCUCAGCGGACCUAAUUCCCCGAACGAGACUCGGCGCGAGCGAGCCGUCCCCGACAGCAAAGCCAUGACUUGUCCCGGUGACCGGGUGCAGUGUCAGUUCUGUGAGCAGGACCCUCCUCAGGACGCUGUGAAGACCUGCGUCACCUGUGAGGUGUCAUACUGUGACGAGUGCCUCAAGGCCACCCACCCCAACAAGAAGCCGUUCACGGGCCACCGGCUCAUCGAGCCCUUGCUCGACUCCCAUCCGCGAGGGCUUAUGUGUCUUGAGCAUGAGGAUGAGAAGGUCAACAUGUACUGUGUGACAGAUGAACAGUUGAUCUGUGCAUUGUGUAAGCUGGUGGGCCGACACCGGGACCACCACGUUGCAGCCCUCGGGGACCGAUUUGACAAACUCAAGCAAGCUUUGGAUUGCAACCUCAGCAGUCUAAUCAAGAGGACCAGUGAGUUGGAAAGUCUUAUGGGGAAACUCAUCCAAACCUGCCAACAUGUGGAGGUAAAUGCAUCGCGACAAGAAAACAAGCUGCUGGAGGAGUCUGACCUGCUAAUUACUAUCAUACAGCAACGAAGACUAAUCAUAGCAACCAAGAUAAAGGAGGGGAAGUCUAUGCGGCUGAGGAAACUAGCCCAGCAGAUAGCCAGCUGCAAGCAGUGCAUUGAGAGGUCUUCCUCCCUCAUCACUCAGGCCGACCACACUCUCAAGGAGACGGACCAGGCUCGCUUCCUCCAAACGGCUAAAAGCACCUGUGACAGAGUUUCCAUGGCAACGGCCUCCUCUCAAAUCCUGUUACCAGAAAUGAACCUGAGUGACACCUUUGAUACUUUUGCUUUGGACUUCACACGGGAGAAAAAAAUGCUCGAAAGCUUGGAUUACCUCACAGCUCCAAAUCCGCCAACAAUCCGUGAGGAAUUAAGUACAGCUUCAUACGACACGAUCACAGUUCACUGGACAACAGAUGAUGAAUUCUCUGUUGUAUCAUAUGAACUUCAGUACGCCAUCUACACCAGCCAAUCCAAUGUUGUCAGUUUGUGCAACUCUGCUGACAGUUGGAUGAUUGUACCAAACAUCAAGCAAAAUCACUACACCGUCCACGGGCUCCAGUGUGGCACCAAGUAUAUUUUCAUAGUGAAGGCCAUAAACCAGGCUGGAAACCGCAGCAGUGAACAUGGGAAACUCAAGACCAACAGUCAACCAUUCAAGUUAGACCCAAAGUCAGCUCACCGGAAGCUGAGGGUGUCCCAUGACAACCUGACGGUGGAGAGGGACGAGACGUCGUCCAAGAAGAGCCACAGUCAGGACCGCUUCUCCAGCCAAAGCAGCUACGGUAUCACAGGGAAUGUCUACAUCGACAGCGGCCGCCAUUACUGGGAAGCUCUGAUUGGAGGAAGCUCAUGGUUUGCAGUGGGUAUUGCAUACAAGUCAGCACCAAAACAUGAGUGGGUCGGCAAAAACUCUGCUUCCUGGGUACUGUCUCGAUGCAACAACUCGUGGGUGGUGCGUCACAACAGUAAGGAGAUGCCCAUCGAGCCCUCACCCCACCUGCGUCGUCUCGGAGUGCUGUUGGACUAUGACGCUGGAUUGCUGUCUUUCUAUGACGCUGUCGGCGCUCAGCACUUGCAUACAUUCGAUAUCGCCUUCGUUCAACCAGUCUGCCCAGUGUUCAAUGUGUGGAACAGGUGUUUAACAGUCCUCACCGGACUGCCCAUCCCAGAUCACUUGGAGGGGAUAGACUACAACAACUGACUGACCUGUCGUGCUGGAUUUUCUUUGUGUACCCAAAAAGAAACCAGACCUCAUUGACUGUUAUGCCCACAUACAUUUUGACGAACAAAAAAACAACAGUAACUGAAUGAGAUGCAAUCAAUAGCCUAGGUGUACGGUCCGAAUCAAGCCAAUGUUGAAAUUGAAAGGAAAUGAUUUACAAGCAUCUGUAGAUGUAUUUCUUUGCUUUGCACAUGUAUGUACAUUACACUGCUGGAUGGAAUUAAGGGUUUGCUUACAGUUUGAAAUUCAUUUUCAAAUAGGCUCCAGAUUAUUUUUUAUUUCUUAAGUUUAUUUCAUGCUGUUUGAUUAUAAUUAUAAACCUAUAGGUGCAAGUGAGAAACAGACUCUGGUGUUAAUGUUUCUGGGGGGUUUGUAUUAUUGGCUAUUUUAAAUGUCACGUUUUUUGAAAGAUUCUUUACAUCAUAGCACUUUGAGAAGUUGUCACUAUAAAAUGUAUUUCUUAGCCACUUGUACCGAAAUGCAACUGUUUCCUUGUCAUUGUCUUGUAAGGAAAAAGCACUAAAUAGAUCAGUUAACAACUAUUUUAAAAAACAGUUUUAGACUAAUGUGAAAUCAAUUAAGUCAUUUUCAAAUAUUUAUUAUCUGUAAAUGUGUGCAGUUCAGCAUUAUGAAAUCAUUCAUCACAACUUUCACAUUUAAGUUUCUCUCUGACAAGCGGUAAUAAAAGUGACUUAAUUUG
Cyclopterus lumpus (lumpfish) is the source of this 3017-nucleotide messenger RNA. It is a transcript of the gene mid1, whose product is annotated as midline 1. Gene Ontology annotation, molecular function: protein binding; zinc ion binding. Bases 287 to 2296 code for a protein of 669 amino acids. Lineage: Eukaryota; Metazoa; Chordata; Actinopteri; Perciformes; Cyclopteridae. The record is from RefSeq and is a predicted model, not a curated record. The transcript has 10 exons.